Messenger RNA from Staurois parvus, 591 nucleotides. NCBI's taxonomy places the organism in Eukaryota, Metazoa, Chordata, Amphibia, Anura, Ranidae. The record is from the annotation of a GenBank genome assembly.
AGUAUGCUCAGACUUCAAAAGAGGCUUGCCUCCAGCGUGCUGCGCUGCGGCAAGAAAAAAGUAUGGCUGGAUCCAAAUGAAACCAAUGAGAUUGCCAAUGCCAACUCCCGUCAGCAAAUCCGAAAGCUGGUUAAGGAUGGUCUGAUUAUCCGCAAACCAGUAACUGUUCAUUCUCGUGCUCGCUGCCGCAAGAACACUCUUGCACGUAGGAAGGGCAGACACAUGGGCAUUGGUAAGAGAAAGGGUACUGCCAAUGCUCGUAUGCCUGAGAAGUUGGCCUGGAUGAGGAGAAUGCGCAUUCUUCGCCGCCUGCUCCGCCGUUACCGUGAGUCCAAGAAAAUUGACAGGCACAUGUACCACAGCCUGUACCUGAAAGUCAAGGGAAAUGUGUUUAAGAACAAGCGUAUUCUCAUGGAGCACAUCCACAAACUGAAGGCAGACAAGGCUCGCAAGAAGCUGUUGGCUGACCAGGCAGAAGCUCGCAGAUCCAAGACAAAGGAGGCAAGGAAACGCCGUGAAGAGAGACUUCAGGCCAAGAAAGAGGAAAUAAUCAAGACACUCUCAAAGGAAGAGGAAUCAAGCAAAAAAUAA